Messenger RNA from Histoplasma capsulatum G186AR, 1981 nucleotides. RefSeq names its product eukaryotic translation initiation factor 3. The coding region runs from base 150 to 1586 and encodes 478 amino acids. The record is from RefSeq and is a predicted model, not a curated record. Gene Ontology annotation, biological process: translational initiation. Gene Ontology annotation, molecular function: translation initiation factor activity. The transcript is spliced from 2 exons. Lineage: Eukaryota; Fungi; Ascomycota; Eurotiomycetes; Onygenales; Ajellomycetaceae. Gene Ontology annotation, cellular component: cytoplasm; eukaryotic translation initiation factor 3 complex.
CAACGACCAACAGAAUCAGCGAAAAACCCCUUUAUCCCCCAAACACCUAACACGGCAAUCACUUUCAAUUGCCAACCAGCUAUCUCACCAGUCUACACUCCCAAUUCCACUCCCAAUUCCCCACUCCGUUGCCUGGCUCGCACCAAGCCAUGGCUUUCGACAGCAACCGCACAAGCGGGCGGCACGCCAACCUACACGAUGAAUCCGAUGUCGAAGAGGAAGCUCUGGUUAAUGACUACCGCGAACAGGUGCAUUUCGAUGAUGGUAUGAGUGAGCUGGACCGGACGACUUCGCUGGGUGCUGGAUCGCAGACACAGGAUAUACAGGCACAGUUAGUAGCUGCGGCCACACCACUGGAGUUCCAGGCAACACUGGAGACGAAGUUUGCGAGCUACGAUAAUUACUGUAGCUUGUUUCAUUACAUAUUGAAUUCGGAUGGGCCGGUUGAUUUGGAUGUUCCUACUUAUUUCUGGGCAUGGGAUGUGAUUGACGAAUUUAUAUAUCAAUUCGAGUCGUUUUGCCGGUACCGUAACCGCGUCGCUCGCACUGGGUCAAAUGAGGAAGAGGCACAGCUUUUGAAGGAGAACCCGAACACAUGGGGCUGCUAUUCAGUCCUCAAUGUCCUAUAUUCGCUGAUCCAAAGGUCCCAAAUCAACGAACAGCUUGCAGCAAUCAAGCGCAACGAAGACCCCGCAGCCGUUGCAGGAGAAUACGGAAACCGGCCUCUCUACCGAAUGCUGGGGUAUUUUUCUAUCAUCGGUCUACUCCGCGUCCACUGCUUGCUUGGCGACUUUAGUCUCGCCCUCAAAACUCUCGAUGAUAUCGAGAUGAACAAAAAGGCCAUGUUUGCCCGCGUUAUGGCCGCCCACUUCACGACGUACUACUACGUAGGCUUCUCCUACAUGAUGAUGCGCCGCUACGCCGACGCCAUUCGCAUGUUCAGUCACAUCCUCGUCUAUGUAUCCCGCACCAAGAACUUCCAGAAGGGCAGCAACAGCUACGAUGCCAUCGCCAAGAAGAACGACCAGAUGUACGCCCUAAUUGCCAUCUGCGUCGCAUUCCACCCCACCCGUCUCGACGACACCAUCCACUCCGCUCUUCGCGAGAAAUAUGGCGAGCAAUUCAACCGCCUCCAGCACGGCGGACCCGAAGCCCUCCCGCUCUUCGAAGAGCUUUUCCGCUCAGCCUGCCCCAAAUUCAUCAGCCCAACCCCGCCAGACUUCGAAAACCCAGCCAUGAACGUCGACCCCGUUGACCACCAAACGGCCAUCUUCAUGGACGAGGUCCGCAACACCCUAUACAACCCCACCGUCAAGUCUUACCUCAAGCUCUACACGACGAUGGAUCUGCAGAAGCUUGCGGGCUUUUUGGACGUGGAGCCGCAGCAGCUGCGCUCAUGGCUACUUGUCAAUAAGCAGCGCAGCCGACAGAUCCGAUGGUCGGAUGGUGGGUUGUUGGAAGGGGAGGUUGCGAAUGCAAAUGACCUGGAUUAUGCUAUCGAGGGCGAUCUGAUUCAUAUUAGUGAGGCGAAGGCAGGGAGGAGGUUGGUGGAUUGGUACUUGCGAAAUCUGGCAAGGACAUAUUAAGGAGGUUGGCAGUCGUUAGGCAAUUCGGGAUAUUUUUUAUGUAAUGAUUCUUUUCUAUCUUUCCUGGGAACGGGUUGAUUCGGAAAUAAACAUGGUUUCUCUCGUCCUGCGCUGUGGAUAUGAUAACUACGAUUGAUGCACUGGACGGUCAUCUUGUUCCAUUCCUGCACCUUUUGUUUAAGAUAUCUAAUUUUUUAACUUCACCUUGUUGAUACGACGUAUUGAUGGGAAAAGUGACAAUGAAAAGUGGAUGCAUAGAUAGCGGUUGGCAUACGUUGACAUCUUUGCUUCUUUUCUCUUGCCAACUCUAUUUAAAUUUCUCUACCUGAAUGGAACGAACUGGGAGGUCCCCGAAAGAAGGAAAGGGGAUGGCGAGUGCAGUUGAAGGUGGUUAU